UCCAAUCAAUCAAUUAAUAGGGCCCUCAAUCCUUCAAUAAUUAUCUUCUUUUUGCUUUAGAUUCGCCAUAGCCCAAAUCCCAAUUGACGCCAUCCACUUCCCACUCUUUUACCGUCACAGAUGACAAUAUCAAAAGCUGAGUAGGUAGGUGAUAGUUGGUUAGAAGAAACAAUCUGUAAAUCGUUGCAUUUCAAGUCAUAGAAGUAAUGGGUGCUUGCGUUUCAUCACUACACAAACCUUCUGCAAUGAAGGUACGCUUAUCAUUUGGGUGUAAUCGUAAACCAGACAAACACCUCGUGAUCCCUCCUUCCCCUGUUAAAGAAAGUCCUCAGAUAAUCAGUGGCAAUGUUGCUGUUAAACCUCAGUGGCCUCCUCUUCAUUCCACCGCUAAGCCUCGCGAUUUUGGUAGUAAAGAGGAGACGUUUUAUGAUUCGCAACCGUGGUUGGAAUCCGACUGUGAAGAUGAUUUUAUGAGUGUCAAUGGAGAAUUUACACCAUCAAGAGGCAAUACUCCGGUGCACCAUAACUUCACCACCGGAGCACCGCCACCGAAGGGCGUAGCACCUUCCAUUGGUGACCAUGAAUCUUGUAUUACCCCAAAGAAGAAAAAGAGACUUUCUGAGCUUUUCGAAGAAGGCUUAAUAGAGAACCAUGAAGUUGAUGAGAAAGAAGGCAAUGAAAAGAUGGCGGCAGUAAAUGGUGGAGGGUUAAAGGCGAGGAGAGAGAGGUGGGUGGAGGCUGUGCAGGUGAACAGCUGCUUACCUAGCUUGCUUUCCAGUUGUAGGCCCGUAACUACUACUGCUGCUACUCAAGAAGAAGCACAAAUGAAUUAUGUUGACCAUCAGGUCUUAAAUGGGAUGUUGUGGGAUCUAGGAAAGUAA
Messenger RNA from Lactuca saligna, 881 nucleotides. The record is from the annotation of a GenBank genome assembly. Lineage: Eukaryota; Viridiplantae; Streptophyta; Magnoliopsida; Asterales; Asteraceae.